This is a messenger RNA of Erinaceus europaeus (western European hedgehog), 1608 nucleotides long. RefSeq names its product small integral membrane protein 10-like protein 2A (gene SMIM10L3). Bases 207 to 413 code for a protein of 68 amino acids. The transcript has 2 exons. The record is from RefSeq and is a predicted model, not a curated record. NCBI's taxonomy places the organism in Eukaryota, Metazoa, Chordata, Mammalia, Eulipotyphla, Erinaceidae.
GCAUUGUGACGUCAGGCCGCGCGGCCGGGCUGGACCAGGCGGCGGCUUGCGGAGGAACCUCCAGCCUCGUCGCGCGGAUCCCCGCCGCCCGCCGGCCUCGCCGCCGCCUCCCUCGCUCCCUCAGCGCGCCCAGCGCGGGCCAGAGGCCGGGGCGGAGCCGGCGGGCCGGGGCGGAGCCGGCGGGCGGCGGCGGCGCCGGGGUCUAUAUGGCGGCGGCUCUGUCGGGCCUGGCUGUCCGGCUGUCGCGCUCGGCCGCCGCGCGCUCCUAUGGGGUCUUCUGCAAGGGGCUGACCCGCACGCUGCUCAUCUUCUUCGACCUGGCCUGGCGGCUGCGCAUCAACUUCCCCUACCUCUACAUCGUGGCCUCCAUGAUGCUCAACGUCCGCCUGCAGGUCCACAUCGAGAUCCACUGAUGGACGGCACCCCUGCCUGGCAGCGCCCUUGGCUGGAGAGUGCGCAGCAUGAGGGAUGGUGACGCAACGGCGGCCAAGGGGGCCGCUGCCCGGGACUGGGCAGAUCACAGCACCUGGAGCUCACGGCCGCCGGAGCCCUGCCCAGCGCAGCCACCUGACCCCGCCCGAGGAUGUGCAACCCCUGGAGCAUCACUGCUGGAAACCACAGCCACAGGCCGAGAGGACAGCCCCCAGGCGCUGUGUCCACGGUGGGUGGUGGGAAGCCACCCGGUGUCCACGCCCACUCUGAGCCUGACUGGGGGUCCCAGGCCCCAUGCUGGAGUGCCCUGCAGGGUCAGGGGGGCUCCGAGGAGGGGCCUGCUGGGGGGCCACAGGGACAGUGUGGCCCCGGAGAGCCAGGUUGGGCAGACACGGAUGGAACUGGUGGCUUUGGGGGUCCACGCCCCUGGGGCUCUUGCCAAGGGGUUGUGCUGAGCUGGGCCUGCUCGCUGCGCCUGUGCCCCUCGGCCGAGAUGGCGACACCUGGCUUCGCUCAGGCCACCGCUUCCCACCGUCUCAGCAACGCCUGUGCCCUGCCCUGCUCUGUGUCACCAGACAGUGAAAGUCACCUCUGGAGAGCUGGUGAUGAAGGUGCGGGAGGGACUGCUGAGCGCCUCUCAGUUCAGCUCCAGAGAUGUCGGGGGUCAGGUGACCAUCUUUCAAGGAGAGCGUGAUCUGCCCUGGACGGACACUGGCCCAGAGCACAGCCUCCCCUACCCCCGUCAGGGUCUCCCGGAGAGCACCAUAGCUGCGGAUGGCCAUGUCUCGGGGGGGGGGGGGUUGUCAGCCGGCCCCUGGGUGCCCCCCAAGCCUUGCUGAGAAUGGGGUGCCCUCCCUUAGGCCAUCUGCGGCCACCCCCUCCACGGCCCAGUGGCCUCGGCCCUUCCCCAGCUGGGGCCCUCUCUGGCAGGGCGCCCCUGAAGUAUGAAGAGUUUGCAGCUCCAUGAGGGAGCUUCCCGCCACAAUGCCUUUGAUGGUGGACAGAUGGACGGACAAAGGUCACGGAAGGAAGAGUCUCCCCACCUGAGCCCCCAGGAUGCCAGAGUCGCCUGUGCUGGAUGACUUGACUGGGACCAUGCGGAGGUGGGGCCUGGGGCCCCCAGGACAAGGAGUAAAGCUGGCCCAGGGUUCAAUAAACGUCGUGUUUCCGCUUGCA